Vicia villosa (hairy vetch) is the source of this 639-nucleotide messenger RNA. RefSeq lists its product as uncharacterized. The transcript has a single exon. Bases 1 to 639 code for a protein of 212 amino acids. The record is from RefSeq and is a predicted model, not a curated record. Lineage: Eukaryota; Viridiplantae; Streptophyta; Magnoliopsida; Fabales; Fabaceae. Gene Ontology annotation, molecular function: catalytic activity.
AUGGUGGAUGAGGUGGUGUACAGUUUAUGGGGGUCGAAAGAAUGUGAGUGGUCUGCAAAGAAUUCAGAGGGUCGAUCGGGGGGAAUUCUCACAGUCUGGAACAAAGACAAUAUUACGCCAAUACUAAGCUUUAGGGGGAAGGGAUAUCUGGGGGUGAAGGCUUGGAGAAAAGAUAAGGUGAUUUACUUUAUAAAAGUUUAUUCGCCUUGUGCUCUGAAUGAGAAGAGGAUGUUAUGGAGUGAACUACUAGUCUUAAAGAACAAGUAUGGUGAUGGUGAGUGGAUUAUGGGGGGGGGGGAUUUUAACGCUGUAAGGGAGGUAGAGGAAAGAUGGGGAAGAAGUGCUAAUUCGAGACAAACAGAAAUAGAGGAAUUCAACACUUUUAUAGAUUGUAUGGAACUGCUUGAUGUACCGGUAUUAGGGAACAAACAUACAUGGAUCAAUUCUAAUGGCACUGCCAGUAGCCGUUUAGACAGAUUUCUAUUGUCUGAAGAAAUUGUACAGAGUUGGAAUGUUAUGGCACAACGGUUUGGAAACAGGGACAUCUCAGAUCAUAGGCCGAUAUGGAUCUUAACAAAUAAGCUUAACUGGGGUCCAAAGCCAUUUAAAGUCUUCAAACCAUGGUUUGAACAUCCAUAA